Messenger RNA from Strongylocentrotus purpuratus (purple sea urchin), 2908 nucleotides. RefSeq lists its product as uncharacterized. The record is from RefSeq and is a predicted model, not a curated record. The transcript has 5 exons. Bases 378 to 2735 code for a protein of 785 amino acids. NCBI's taxonomy places the organism in Eukaryota, Metazoa, Echinodermata, Echinoidea, Camarodonta, Strongylocentrotidae.
CAUAGACAAGUGAAGUGGUGGCAUUACGUGCGCAACAAUCCCAAUGUCGCAGCCAUUGCUUCGUAUUUUCAGCUAAUUUAUCACUAUUGACGUAGAACCUUGAUUUUCAUCAUCCAAGCUACAUGCCCAGGCUGUAGACAGAAAUGACACUUUCGUGAAAUAGGAAACCACCAUUCCGCAUUCGCUCUAGAUCUGAUCCGAUCAGCACAGGAGCGCUGCAUUGCAUCACACACAUUUGUUCCCGGCUUCCCACCACCCCAUAAACGCUACACAUACAGUACUUGUGCAUGCGGACGAACGAGUGGUUUCCAAAAUCGAUGUAGCGCGCUGUAUCCACAGAAAAUUACCACCUGGAUGUCUUGCUGGGGUUAUCAUUCAUGAACCUUUCCAGCCGACUGAGUUUCUGUCGAAUGAGAAGGACGUCUAGCACCAUGGAUGGAUUCUGCCUUCUCUAUCUGCUCAUGAUUCUCCUGAUGAGAUCUGGUGAUGUUGAAACCAACCCUGGACCAGACAGGAUUGUCAGUGAGAGAGAAUUCUUUAAGCUGUCCAAGCAAAUUGAUCCUAGCUACUACAAAGAGGUGGGCAUUAACUUUGACAUCCCAAAUGCAGAGCUCGGUCACAUCGAGAAAGAGAGCCAAAAUACCAGUGAUGCAUUGAUGACAGUGUUCACAAGAUGGAGAGACAAACAGCCCCCAGGUACAGACAUCAGGGCUCUUCUUGCAGAGGGAUUGAAAAAUAGUGACUUAGGGUCUCUCUCUGAUGAACUACUCGCUGGCAGUCUAGUCCCAAACAGGACAGGUUCACCUGUUAGAUUGCCAGGAUCACAGCCCCAACCACUUUCUCCUGACCUGAUCAAGAGAUGUGCAGAUGAUUUGAGAUCCAAAUACCGGACAACUCUCUGUAAGAUCAGAGCUGAUCCUCUCAUCCCAAUUUCCAUUGUGCAGUUUGGCGACAUGUACACAAACCUUGUCCUGGAAGAGGAAUAUCGACAACGUAAGCGUCCACUUGAGUACAGUGAUCUCUUUGAUCUUAAAGUCAAUGGAGAGUUUCCCAAGCGGAUCAUGGUUCAGGGAGAGGCUGGGACAGGAAAGACAACAUUCUGUGCUAAGAUUGCCUGGGACUGGAUAAAUGACAGUCCUGCUCUCCAAAAGUUUGUGUGGGUACUUGUUGUCCCUUUUUGUGAAGCCAAACAAUACACGAUUGGUGAGAUUGUCAAGUCGUAUCUCUCCAAGGGCAACCCAGCAACAGCCUGCCAAAUCACUGAGUACAUCCGUUCAAAUCCAAAAGAUGUAUUCAUUGCGUUUGAUGGAUUAGAUGAGUUUGAUGGCAAGGUUGUACAGCGAAGGAAAGCCGGUUCAAACUCAGACUGUCACCAGCCAAAGUCUGCUGAUCAAACCAAGGCAAGAUCAAAAUCAAAGAUGAACAAGAAUAAGCGGAGAAAGUUAAUGCAACCAAAGUCAGGAAGCCCAACAAGUGCCACUUCGCAGCCAAGAGUCAACAGUGCAGAGGCAAGUGGAAGUUCUUCAGAGAGAGGUGAAAUUCCACUUACAGACAUUCUUCGUUCCGAUGAACUUGCCACUUGCCCGGUGUUGGUGACAAGUCGCCCAUGGAAGGUCAAAGAGAUAAGAUGGGAUGAUAGUCUGAGCAAACAGUACACUUUUCUGCAUGUGGAAGGUUUUAGCAAGGAGAAUGUGGAGGAUUACAUUCACAAGUACUUUCAAGAUGAUAGGGUCAAAGCAGAUCAGCUUAUCCAAUUAACCAAAGACAAUGACAUCAUAUCUAAGAAUAUGGCCCCGUAUCCUAUCUACAUAGCUAUGGUCUGUCUUAUGUGGAGAGAACUUGGUGACGAAAAACAAGAAAAGUUUAAGUCAUUACAAACUUUUUCUCAAAUAUUUGAUGAAAUGUUUAAAUUCUUGAAGGUGCAUUAUGCUCAGAAAGAGAUCACAGAUUUAGACAGCCAAGAUUUCCAAGCCUUUCGCUCUCAAAUUGAGAAGCUCAUGGAACCAGUUGCCAAAGUUGCUUUCAUCGGGCUACAAGAAAACACCCUUACUUUCAAAGAAGGUGAUUUUGAACAGUGCUCGGACUCCAUUGAAACAGCCUGCAGAGUAGGGGUGUUGUCUCAGGAGAAAAAAUUGUCAUCUAGUAUGUCUCUACAGUCUUCUAUCUUCUUUCCACACAAACUCUUUCAGGAGUACAUGGCUGGGGUCCAUCUUGCUUCCCUGUUUGAAUUAGAUAACAAUGAAUUCAACAGGCUGAUUGAGCAAGUAGUACUGCCUAGGAAGGAAGAGUUUAGGUAUCUCCUGUACUUCACUGUGUCACGGGACAAAACCAUCGCACACCAUGUCAUGAAAUGCAUGGUACAGGGUAUCAUCCAAGAGUACUCGGAUGUACAUUUGUUGGUUGAUGUAUCCUUUGAGAGUCAGGACCUAGAUACUGCAGCCUUGGCGAGGGGUGGAAUGUCACAUCUGGCAAUAGACGGAUCCACAACAGCACACACCAUAGCAGGUUAUAUAUUCACUGGACUCGGUGUACACAAAGAUAUCGAUCUUGGAGUAAAUGGAGAAUUUGGACCAAUUAUAUCACAUGAUAUGGGGGAGAUUAUAUGCUCUGUGCCCUCUCUAAAGGAUGUUACACUACUUCAAGCUGCCUUGCACAGUGACUUCUAUGCAGUUCUUGCUAAAGAAGGAAACGAGUCCAAGGUGAGUGAAAAAACACAUUGUAAUGCCGUAGUCUAGCCUAAGGGGGCGCUUUGUCAAGACGCAGAACAUCAAUUGCUUGAAAAUGUGAAAAAUCACUGUGAUUACAGUUGUAGAAAAAAAAUUAAGUUGGGUCAGGAAUUUAAAAGUUAAAAACUAAAAUGUGUAUUGUUUUUGUCAUUCUGUCACUUUGCAUCCUCCCAGUAAGAUUU